Messenger RNA from Pungitius pungitius (ninespine stickleback), 2232 nucleotides. RefSeq names its product divergent protein kinase domain 1B (gene dipk1b). The transcript is spliced from 5 exons. Lineage: Eukaryota; Metazoa; Chordata; Actinopteri; Perciformes; Gasterosteidae. Gene Ontology annotation, molecular function: calcium ion binding. The coding region runs from base 464 to 1762 and encodes 432 amino acids. The record is from RefSeq and is a predicted model, not a curated record.
UGCGCGCGCCGGUCCUUCCCUUUAAACGGAGCGCAGCGGCGCUCGCUGCUCUUCGGGAGACCUACUGGCUGUUAAUUAUGGGUCACGUUGUUGUCCCGUUUAAUCUGACGGGACGGUAGGAGCAGGCUUUCGGUAUCGCUUCUAAUCGGAUUUGCCUCUUUUUGACUCGAUCGUGAGGAAGAGGUCCUUGAUUCGAGGGGAGGGGGGGGGGGGGAGCCGUGUGGAGCUGAAAUGCGAAAAAUGAUCCAAUUCUUUUUUUCAUCUUUUUUUCUCCGACUAAUUUUAUAGCAUUCCGGAGACAUCGGGUUGGCGUGUUCUGCAGCCUGCGUGAGACACGCGGGGGGGCGGGGGGGGGGGUCGUCGUUAUUGAGCCAUUCGCCGACUAGGUUCUCCGGAACCAUGUGAGCGCGUUUGGACCCAGCGGGUUUCCCUCUGCGCCUCCGCACCCACAGAGCCGCUCACAAUGCCGAGGGCUUUGCGCAGGCUGCUCCAUCUGGUGCUGUUCUGUCCUCUGUCCAAAGGGCUGCAGAGCCGUCUCCCAGCCAUCAAGGUGAAGUACCUUCUCCUGGCAUGGCUGGGCAUCCUCGUUGCCAGCUGGGUCGUCUACAUGCAGUACGCCUCGUACGCGGAGCUCUGCCGCGGGCACGUCUGCCACGUGGCCAUCUGCGAUAACUACAGAAGGGGAAUAAUAUCCGGCUCCUCCUGCAAGGCGCUGUGUGAGCAGAGAACUCUGACCUUACAGCACUGCAUGUCCACCUCCUCCACACAUCAGGUGUACGGGGGACUGUGGAAGGAGGCACCCGUCGUGAUCAAGUGUGGGAUCGAGGACCCGGCCAAGACGGGUGGGGCUCCCGACUCUGUGCUGCAGCAGGAGAUGGGUUCGUUUGACAAACCCACUCGUGGGACCUCGAUGGACGAGUUUAAAGAAAUGCUGCACAGUUUUUUCAAGGCUAACCUGGGCAAGCAGGCGUCCCUCAGCGCCUUGGUGGACAGGGUCAUUCUCCUCGCUGACGUCAACCAGGACGGCAAAGUGUCUCUAGCCGAGGCCAAGUCCAUCUGGGCCCUUCUCCAGAUCAACGAGUUCCUUCUGAUGGUGGCGCUGCAGGAGAAGGAGCACGCCCCCAGGCUGCUGGGUUUUUGCGGGGACUUGUACGUAACGGAGCACGUGGGCCACAGCUCCCUCUACAGGCUGGAGGUGCCGCUCUACCUGCAGCCCCUGGUCCCGGAGGCCCUGAGCUCCAGCCUGAACCACUGGCUGGCGCCGUCCUGGCCCCGCAGGGCCCGCAUCACCAUCGGCCUGCUGGAGUUCGUGGAGGAGGUCUUCCACGGGUCCUACGGCAGCUUCCUGAUAUGCGACGCCAGCCCCCGCCACGUGGGCUACAACGCAAACUAUGACUGCAAGAUGGCGGACCUGCGCGGCGUGGCCUCCGAGGCGGUCGUGCGGGGAUACUUGAGGGGCCGCCGGUGCGAGACCAACGCCGACUGCACCUUCGGCCGGGACUGCACGGCCACCUGCGACCGGCUGGUGAGGCAGUGCAACACGGAGGUCGUGCAGCCCAACCUGGCCAAGGUGUGCGUGCUCCUGCAGGACUUUCUGCUGUUCGGAGCGCCUGCAGACCUGCAGGGGGACCUGGAGAAGCAGCUGCGCACCUGCGUGACGCUGAGCGGUCUGGCCAGCCAGAUGGAAGUGCACCACUCGCUGGUCCUGAACAACCUCAAGACGUUGCUGUGGAAGAAGAUUUCUAACACGCAGUACUCUUGAAAUUGGGUUGAGGGCCUGUACGCUCUUUAUUUCAACUGUGACGUGACCACAAAGCUGGACCGUGAAUUGCUGAUUAUAGAAUAUGAAAGAAAAAUUAAAGAUUUUGUUUUCUAAAUAAUUUCUUUGAGAAGCACAUGUAUCUCUUUGUACAUUUUUUUUUCUCAUGGCACUGCCUUUAACAUUGUUAAAAAAAAUAUUUUCAAAAUAAUUUAAUGUAAUUUCCUAGAAUCAGAACGUAAAAAUUUGACAGUGCCAUUUUUGUAAAUAUUCGAAUGUUCUUGUUUGAUUAUUAAUGCAUCUUAAGACACAAAUAACAGAAAAUACAUGAGUUGCACUGACAUGUCCCUCUGGUUAUGUAUCUUAUCAAUGUCUUUGAAUUGAUGAUCAGACAUUUAACAUCAGUGACCUUUAAAUUCAGAAAUAAACCUGAGUUGGUUCAGCCCAUUCCUUCUCAGCUCUGGUGAACUGCG